GAAAAAGAAAAGCCCAUUAGUUAAAGCCCACAGCCUAAACCAGCACGGCGUCGUUCCGCGUUUUGGAAAGUGGAAUAGUUCUAGAUAAUAUUGUUUCAAGCACACACUGGACGGCGUCGUUUUAUGUUUUGGGAGCAUUCUCGUCUGGGAUUUUUGCAGUAACUGGAGAGAGAGGAGAGAGAGAGAGAGAGAGAGAGGGAACUGAGAAGAGAAUUGUGCUCGUGCGUGCUUUGGCGGGAUGGUUCUGAGAGAGGCAACUCCUGCUACGGUCGACGCCGCCGACAAUAGCAACUCCGAUGCCGGACCUAGCGGCAUCGUCGGCGUUCGGAGGUUUCCGCUGGCGGCGCAGCCGGAAAUAAUGAGAGCAGCUGAGAAGGACGACCAGUACGCUUCAUUCGUAUACGACGCCUGCCGAGAUGCCUUCCGCCACCUCUUUGGUACAAGAGUUGCUGUUGCAUAUCAGAGUGAGACAAAGCUGUUGGGACAGAUGCUCUAUUAUGUUUUAACGACUGGCGCCGGAAAACAGACCCUAGGAGAAGAGUAUUGUGACAUUACUCAGGUUGCACGACCCCAUGGACUUCCUCCAACCCCAGCUAGGCGUUCUCUUUUUAUUUUUUAUCAGACAGCAUUCCCAUAUAUUGCAGAAAGGAUCAGCUCGCGUAUUGCUUCCUUAGGAAUCACAAUGGACGAUUCAUUAUCUGAUGAUAUAAUCGAGAAUACCUCAAACAUUCAAAUUCAGUCCUCUACGAAUUCAGGAGCCCGAGUUUCAACUUUGUCGAGAUUGAAAUAUAGAUUUAGUGGAUUAUGGUUAUAUGCAGUUCAGAGGUGGCCCUCAAUGGUACCUAUAGCCCGUGAGUUUUUCACGUUGAUUCUCCGGACAAACCUCAUGUUCUUCUAUUUCGAAGGACUAUACUAUCAUUUAUCAAAAAGAGCUGCUGGCGUUCGUUACGUGUUUAUUGGCAAACCAAACAAUCAACGACCUAGAUAUCAAAUACUGGGGGUUUUCCUCCUAGUUCAGCUGUGUAUACUUGCUGCAGAAGGAUUGAGGAGAAGCAAUUUAUCUUCUUUGGCUACUUCUUUUCAACAAACAUCUCUCGGAACUUAUCAAACUUCAGGAGGAAGAGGUUUGCCUGUUCUAAAUGAGGAAGGUAGUCUGGCAGCUGACGACUCCGGAAAGAGUACUUGGGUUCCCGAAGCCACAUCUACUUCAGAGUCUCAAGUGAGCAAAUGCACGCUUUGCCUAAGCAAUCGGCAACACCCAACAGCCACCCCUUGUGGUCAUGUAUUUUGCUGGAAUUGUAUUAUGGAAUGGUGUAAUGAAAAGCCAGAAUGCCCUUUAUGCCGUUCACCCGCGACUCAUUCAAGUCUUGUUUGUCUUUACCAUUCUGAUUUUUAACUCGCCCAAACUCAGAAACUGCAAUAAGGUAUUCUCUUCAAUUGUUUUACCAUGUUUCUCUUUUUAUCAUCAAAGAAAAGCAAUCCUCGUAUAGUCGGUCGUACUACGGCAAUUAGAGUCUUGUUUUUGUCUAGUAAUCAUAUAUUAAUGAAAUCUUCUCCUUAGUGAUCGAGCGACGAAACCUAAUGCCAGCGUAUUGUCUCGUCUCGUGUAUGAUAAUUGCAAUGCCAACAUAUAUAUUACUGUCACCAUGUAAAAACAUUGGGUUUUGCUAUGUAAUGGUUCCACUAUGUAAAGAGUGGAAUUAAUUCGUGGCCAAUUCUUUCUGGGUAAAUCACUUCUUUUUCACACAAAAAAAUAAAUAAAAUAAAAAGUAAAAAAAAAUCUUACUUUUCC
This is a messenger RNA of Erythranthe guttata (spotted monkey flower), 1792 nucleotides long. The record is from RefSeq and is a predicted model, not a curated record. Lineage: Eukaryota; Viridiplantae; Streptophyta; Magnoliopsida; Lamiales; Phrymaceae.